CCCCCCUCUCCCCUCGCUAUACCAUAGAACCUGCCCCUCGAGACACUCAUCAGUAGGUGCAAGCAAAUGUUUGACGAUAUCAGGACGAGCAAAGAAAAAGCGGAGAAGGACUCCGAGGGGAAGACCGGGGAGGGCGAGAAGGACGCUGAGGUGUUCGACGAGGAGAACGAGGAGGGUCCGAGGCAAGAUUGCGAAUUGCUCAAGGCUAUGGCAUGGCGUGAGGCCGGGAUGGCGUCGAAGAAGAAGGACACAGGCCCGUCGAAGGAGCACAUGGCGCAGGGACUGGCGUUGCGUGACAGUGCCCGCGACGGUUUGCCAGGCCGAGGUGCGACACAGGGUUUCCCGGUGGUACAACCGGCAGGUGGCAGAGGCAAGGGCGGCAGCAGCAACUCCAAGUCCCGUUACUCUGCGGCCGCUGCGGCGAACAUCCGGUCCCGGGGGGAGGACUGUCGGUUCCGACGGGAAUCAGAGACCUCUGACGGCGAAGGUCCUUUCGUUGGCAACCGCACCCGGUGAAGACGAGGAGGAAGAGGAGGAGCUAUCCGACGAACCAGAUGCGUGAGACGAAGCCCGGAAGGCGACCCUGUUACCAAGCGGCAAGGCUGCGCGGGGGACGAGGAGCGGGAAGAGUGGGGGAAAGAGGACCCGGUCUGUUCCACCUCUAUUCUCCACGAUGAGUGGCUCUGCUGGCCUCCAAAACAGGCUGAGCAGCGUAAUCGACUUGGUCCGCCAGAAAAUGACCGCGCCGGCGGUGCCGACUGUGGGUGGUGGCGAGCAGGGAGGGGCGAGCAGCAGGACGGAAUCGGGUGAGAUCAAAGACCUGCUCAAGAGCAGGUGAACCAGCAGAUCUUCAACGCAAUGGGGAUGAUGCAUGGUGGCGUCCAACCGCACCCACUCGGGAUGCAAGCGGGUGCAGGCGCGCUUCCUCCCUUCGGCGGGUACGCUGGGUUCGGCGGUAGCGCCGCCUCGGCAGGGCUGGCUCGUUCUGCAGUUGUCGGAGAACCUCCUCCUGCGCAACCUUCGCAGGGUGCAACCGCGGCGGGUGCAAGGGCGUUGCCCGUGGUUGCUGGGGGCGGACGAGCCGCACCUUUUGGUGAUGCCUCGUCCGCAGGAGGGGGGGGGGGCGUCUUCCGAGCUUCGGUGCUUCUUAUGGCGGACGAGCGACUGGUGCAACCUCUGCAGUGGCGGCGGGCGGUGCAGUCCGGGUUAGGGCCCCGCGGAAGGCUGCGCUUACCACGAGUGGACAGACGCUCUGCGAGUGUGGUCUUCCGGCAUCCCACGGGGAGGUGAAGUCGGGAGUAAGGGAGGUGUUGCGGCAUUUCAUUGCCGAACUGGUGUCAUUCUAAUGUUGUAGAAACGUCCGCGAAUUAGUCCCUCAUCAGGUGCGGAACCUCCAAAAUCCUCCCUCCCCCCCUGCCUCUGUCCAUGCGCCUCGUUUCGGGAUUGCACCAGUACGUCCUCGUCGGGUUUAGGGUGUGUUAUUUUUUCCGGCAGGCUUCUUGAACUCUGUUGAUGGCGUAGUUGGCUUAUGCUUAGGACGUUGGCCUAUUGCCCGUAUGCCCCUCUCGCUCGGCUCUUAGUGCGUUAUCCGCAAUCCCUGAGCCCCCCCCCCCCGCCCAAAUGCGCUCCGACACAUCGACACCGCCCUCUUUUCUACAUGCGUCUGUGUUUCUGCGUCCUCCACGGCACGAAGAAGGGACGAAAGUACGUAACCUGCCCAAGUUCGACCGGAAUCAGAUGUGCAACUUCCACAAGUUCCUCGACCCAGCCGCGCCUAUGCCACAGGUUCAGGCUGAAGGGAAGGCAGCCGAACCGCGUGCGCGGAAGAAGGCUAGGCCCGGCCACGCGGCCGCGACGAUCUCCUCGACGCAGCUGCAGGCGUAACGCCAAGCCCAAGGCCGAAAGCGUUAGGGUUAGCCUACAAGUACUUGUACGCUCAGCCGUCUUGUCUCCAUGGAACAGCUUUUCGUUCUUUUUCUUUUUUGUUUCCUCUCUGUUUUUUUUUUUUUCAACUGCGAGUCGUAUUGUACUCUGCAACCGCAGUACGGUUUAUUGCCUCUGUCGAAAGCUCAUCUGACUCUUGUUGCGUUGUCCUCUCUUAUUUUUAUCCUUUUUCGUUUUUUUCUUUCUCGAGGAGGUUACACUUUAGGUAGGGUAGCAAGGGAUGUGGGGUAGACUGUAGGUACGGUCGAUGUUUUGUCGGUCACUUCUGGUGACAUGUCGUAUUGUCCACGUAUAAAAUUAUGAGGGGGGGGGUAGGUAUAUCCGGGAGGUCUUUUCGUCUUGACAUCGAGAUUUCAGGUUUGAUUGCAGCUUGUCGUUAUCAUUGUCUUCGUUAGCCGUUACAGAGGUUUGUCCUGUCGUUCCCAAACCAGUUCCUUUUUGCAAGGUCGACGUCACUGCUCGUUUGUGGUCAUGUUUGGCCUCAAAUAUUGGCUGGGCGCCCAGUGCCUGGAACUGUGGGUCCUUUCGAUUCGUUUGCGUUGCCCAUAGGCAAGUGUUGUUGCCACUAGGGCAUGGGUGCCGUUUACGAAACCCAGUUUGACCUGGUCAGUUCGAGCACGGUACGCACGUGGUUGUGGUGGUGUAAGUGGCUCCAUGUAUCGGGCAACUGCUUUUGCUGUGACUUGGUACCGCUCUUUCCUGUUUGCAGGAGGGUUCGUUCGUAGACCUGUCCUGUCCUGUAGUCAUCCUUGUCAUAACUUGUUGCCCGCAGGGUGUUGGUCUGAGUGCAGUUGCACGUCGCUUUGUCGGUGUUUGGUUUUUCGAACUCGGACAUGUCGAUCUGUCUACACUUCGGUUGCCCUGCUUCGUUUGUGUCGUGCAGCUGCGUGCACCACCGAGAAUGUUUUUCGGGCGUGUUGCUCUAUGGUUUGGUUUGCGUUGCUGUUUUUGAUUUUAGUCUUGUUUUUUUCAAGUACCUGUGUCCUUUUGGGUUAACAACCCGUUUGUCUUGCUAUUCUCGUUCGUGGAAGGGCACGUAUGUAGGUUGUCGGCAUUUUGUUUCGUUUGAUCGCUUGUUCUUGUAGCACAUGCCGUCGUUCUUCUAGCAUAUGGGUAACUGUUGCCAAUUUCCGUUGGAAUAAAUGGUUCCGAUUUCGUCCGAGAGGUGGCAUAUGGGGGGGCGAUUUGGUGCCUUAGUAAGAUUCUUCUCCGUAGGG
Messenger RNA from Ectocarpus sp. CCAP 1310/34, 3161 nucleotides. Lineage: Eukaryota; Phaeophyceae; Ectocarpales; Ectocarpaceae. The record is from the annotation of a GenBank genome assembly.